GCAAGCUUAGAGGCGGAAAAAGACCACACUGUGGAUGCUCUAGAAGACACCGAUGGGCACAGCACAUGGCGGCCGGCCCGGAGCGGAGCAGGUGUGCUGCAGCGAUCCUGCAGAGCACAACACAUACGCCCAUCGCCGCCGCCGGGACCAUGGCGACGGAGUCGGAAGGAGACAUGGAGUUCCUCUGGAAGUGGCGCAAGUACCUGCUGCUGCUCGCCACGCUGGUCACCAGCGUCACCUACGUGGCCGGCCUAAACCCGCCGGGCGGCAUCAGGUCCCAGGACGGAGGCAACGCCCCAGAGGCACAGCACGGCGUCCGCGUCGUUAGGCUUGGCGCCGUCAACCCGCCGGUGCCGGCGGUCUACCCGUUUCGCGUCGGCGACCCCGUGCUCGUGCACACCUACGCUGACAGGUACACCGCCUUCUUCUACUGCAACGCGGCCGCCUUCGUCGCGUCCCUGGUCAUCAUCAUGUUCCUGCUUGACCGGCGUAUCAGCGGCAACCGCGUGGGCCUCACCGUGCUCCGCUCCGCCAUGCUGCUCGACCUGCUCGCCCUCAUGGCCGCCUUCGCCGCCGGGAGCUGCCGCAGCGUGGUUGGGUCCAUCUACGUCUCCGCGCUCUUCGCCCUCGUCUUCGCCUACGUAGCCAUCCACGUCCGCUUGGAAAGGAGCAAGAAGCCGGCGGACGAGAGCCACCUCAAGGAGCGCCGCAAGUUCCUGCUGCUGCUCGCCACCUUCGCGACGCCGCUCACGUACGGCGCAGGUCUGUCGCCGCCGGGAGGCUUCUGGAGCGAGACCGGCGCCGGGCACCGCGCCGGCGCCCCACUGCUGCACGACGGGCCAUACAAGAUCCGCUACCACGCCUUCUUCUACGCCAACGCCAACUCCUUCGUCGCCUCUCUUGCCAUCAUCAUGCUGCUCAUGAGCAGCACGCUGAGCGGCCGCCUCGCCAGGUCCUACGCGCUGCCGGUGUGCGUGCUGGUGGAGCUGCUGGGCCUCAUGGCCGCCUACGCCGCCGGCAGCUGCCGGAAGCUGCGAACCUCAAUCUAUGUAUUUGCGCUCGUGGCCGCGGUGGUCUCCUUCCUCCUCUUGCAAUUCCUACUUUAUGUGUUGGCGGACCGCGACCACUGGUUAGAUCGGCUGCCGCGGCUUCCUUCGCGGGUGAAGGUGCUAUUCAAGCCGCUCUGGACAGGUCCGACCGGCUGCGGCAAGGACAAGAGCAAGAAGGAUAAACCGGAGAGCGAGAGGUACCUGAAGCGAAAGUACCUGAUGGUUCUCGGCAUCCUCGCGGCGAGCGUGACGUAUCAGGCGGGUCUCGCACCUCCUGGUGGCACGUCGCCAUCGUCAUCCCAAUUGGUAUACCCACCCACCGUCGCCGGCAACACGGGUUCUGUUUGUAUUAUAUAGUGAUCCGGCCCUGUCCAGCCACCGUCUCCAUGACGAAGUAUCAUGGCGAAUAUUUUUUCA
Triticum dicoccoides is the source of this 1466-nucleotide messenger RNA. RefSeq lists its product as uncharacterized. NCBI's taxonomy places the organism in Eukaryota, Viridiplantae, Streptophyta, Magnoliopsida, Poales, Poaceae. The coding region runs from base 66 to 1406 and encodes 446 amino acids. The transcript has a single exon. Gene Ontology annotation, cellular component: membrane. The record is from RefSeq and is a predicted model, not a curated record.